Ictidomys tridecemlineatus (thirteen-lined ground squirrel) is the source of this 547-nucleotide messenger RNA. The record is from RefSeq and is a predicted model, not a curated record. Lineage: Eukaryota; Metazoa; Chordata; Mammalia; Rodentia; Sciuridae.
UGUAAGUCUCAUAAAUACCUCAUUUCUUCCAGAGACAAUGGUGUUAGCAGGCAUAUGUUUCGUGGUACUUCUGCAACACGCUGCAGGCAUGGCGAAUGUCUCAUUUUUCUCUUUAUUGACCCAUCAUCCAUCAGUUCAAAUGGAGAUUACUAAUAAGCACAAUGAUCUUAGGAGGAUGACAAAUCCUAGAGCUAGCAAUAUGCUUAAAAUGAACUGGAAUGCCGAAGUUGCCAAGAAUGCUGAAAAGUGGGCAAACAGGUGCACCCUGUCUCACAGCUCAAGAAGGCAACGAAAAGUUAGUUUUGCUAAUUGUGGAGAGAAUUUAUUCAUGUCCAGUGCUCCCUUACCAUGGUCACAUAUAAUCCAAGUUUUUUAUGAUGAAGUUAAAAAUUUUAAAUAUGGAGUUGGAGAUAUUCGAGCAAAUUCUAAAACUGGUCAUUAUACCCAGCUUGUUUGGGCCACUUCCCACGAGAUUGGUUGUGCCUUAGCCCACUGUCCUCACAAGCGCCUCUCCUAUUUCUACGUUUGUCAUUAUUGCCCAGAGUAA